This is a messenger RNA of Protobothrops mucrosquamatus (brown spotted pit viper), 3887 nucleotides long. It is a transcript of the gene IPO7, whose product is annotated as importin 7. The record is from RefSeq and is a predicted model, not a curated record. The coding region runs from base 43 to 3222 and encodes 1059 amino acids. Gene Ontology annotation, cellular component: nuclear envelope; cytosol. Lineage: Eukaryota; Metazoa; Chordata; Lepidosauria; Squamata; Viperidae. Gene Ontology annotation, molecular function: small GTPase binding. The transcript has 25 exons. Gene Ontology annotation, biological process: protein import into nucleus.
CUCCUUUCGCGCCGCCGGCUGCCGCUGUAGAGCGGCGGGUCCAUGUGCGCAUCGAACGGUGCUACUGCCCCAGAUCUCGUCCGCCUCGGCCUCGAGCGCACGGUCAUGGACCCCAACACCAUCAUCGAGGCCCUGCGGGGCACCAUGGACUCCACGGUGCGGGAGACUGCCGAGAGGCAGCUGAACGAGGCUCAUAAAUCAGUGAACUUCGUUUCAACUCUCCUUCAAAUUACUAUGUCAGAACAACUGGAUUUACCAGUGAGACAGGCAGGUGUUAUAUACUUGAAGAAUAUGAUAACCCAGUAUUGGCCUGACCGGGGAAUUACUCCAGGGGAUAACCCGCCUUACUCAAUACCAGAAGAAGAUAGACAUUGUAUUCGAGAGAAUAUUGUAGAAGCUAUUAUUCAUUCUCCUGAACUGAUCAGAGUACAGCUUACUACUUGCAUUCAUCAUAUUAUCAAGCAUGAUUAUCCCACUCGCUGGACUGCUGUUGUUGAGAAAAUUGGAUUUUAUCUCCAGUCUGAUAAUAGUGCCUGUUGGCUUGGGAUACUCCUUUGUCUUUAUCAACUUGUGAAGAACUAUGAAUACAAAAAACCAGAAGAGAGGACUCCAUUGAUAGCAGCAAUGCAACACUUCUUGCCUGUUCUGAAAGAUCGUUUCAUCCAGCUUCUUUCUGAUCCGUCUGAUCAGUCUGUCCUCAUCCAAAAACAGAUCUUCAAAAUCUUUUAUGCCCUUGUUCAGUAUACAUUACCCCUGGAGUUGAUCAAUCAGCAAAACCUAGCAGAAUGGAUAGAAAUUUUGAAGACAGUUGUUGACCGAGAUGUACCAGCUGAAACCCUCCAGGUGGAUGAAGAUGAUAGGCCUGAAUUACCAUGGUGGAAAUGUAAGAAGUGGGCCCUCCACAUCUUAGCCAGACUUUUUGAAAGGUAUGGAAGCCCUGGUAAUGUUUCCAAGGAAUACAAUGAAUUUGCUGAAGUUUUUUUAAAGGCAUUUGCUGUUGGUAUACAGCAGGUUUUGCUGAAAGUGUUAUAUCAAUAUAAAGAAAAGCAGUAUAUGGCUCCAAGAGUUCUACAGCAGACUUUGAACUAUAUCAAUCAAGGGAUAUCACAUGCAGUUACUUGGAAAAAUCUGAAACCUCAUAUUCAAGGAAUUAUCCAAGAUGUUAUCUUCCCAUUGAUGUGCUAUACAGAUUCGGAUGAAGAGCUGUGGCAGGAAGACCCUUACGAAUAUAUACGUAUGAAGUUUGAUGUAUUUGAAGACUUCAUUUCCCCCACAACUGCUGCACAAACGUUGUUGUUUACAGCAUGUGGUAAAAGGAAAGAGGUCCUGCAAAAAACAAUGGGCUUUUGUUACCAAAUCCUCACAGAGCCAAAUGCAGAUCCUCGUAAAAAAGAUGGAGCAUUGCAUAUGAUUGGUUCUUUGGCUGAAAUACUUUUGAAAAAAAAGAUAUACAAAGAUCAGAUGGAGUACAUGUUGCAGAAUCAUGUGUUUCCUCUGUUCAGUAAUGAGCUGGGCUACAUGAGAGCAAGGGCUUGCUGGGUUCUCCAUUAUUUUUGUGAAGUUAAGUUUAAGAGUGACCAGAACCUUCAGACAGCAUUGGAGUUAACAAGAAGAUGCCUGAUUGAUGAUAGAGAAAUGCCUGUUAAAGUGGAAGCUGCCAUUGCACUGCAAGUUUUGAUUAGUAAUCAAGAGAGAGCUAAAGAAUAUAUAACACCAUUCAUUAGACCUGUAAUGCAGGCCCUUCUUCACAUAAUUAGAGAAACUGAGAAUGAUGAUCUUACCAAUGUAAUUCAAAAAAUGAUCUGUGAAUAUAGUGAAGAAGUUACUCCUAUAGCAGUUGAGAUGACUCAGCACUUGGCAAUGACUUUUAACCAGGUGAUUCAGACAGGACCAGAUGAAGAAGGCAGUGAUGAUAAAGCAGUAACAGCCAUGGGUAUCUUGAAUACUAUUGAUACACUUCUUAGUGUAGUUGAAGAUCACAAAGAGAUUACUCAGCAGUUGGAAGGUAUCUGUUUACAAGUAAUAGGAACAGUUUUACAACAGCAUGUUUUAGAAUUCUAUGAGGAAAUCUUCUCCUUGGCUCACAGUCUGACCUGUCAGCAAGUCUCUGCACAGAUGUGGCAACUUCUGCCUCUGGUCUUUGAUGUAUUUCAGCAGGACGGUUUUGAUUACUUUACAGAUAUGAUGCCACUGUUGCAUAAUUACGUGACUGUUGAUACAGACACGCUCCUGUCUGAUACAAAAUACCUAGAAAUGAUCUACAGUAUGUGUAAAAAGGUCCUUACAGGCGUAGCAGGAGAAGAUGCAGAAUGUCAUGCAGCAAAACUAUUAGAAGUUAUCAUUUUGCAAUGUAAAGGCCGUGGCAUUGAUCAGUGUAUACCCUUGUUUGUGGAAGCUGCUUUAGAACGAUUAACUAGAGAAGUUAAAACAAGUGAAUUACGGACAAUGUGCCUCCAGGUUGCCAUAGCUGCUCUCUAUUAUAAUCCUCAUCUACUUCUGAAUACCUUGGAAAAUCUUCGCUUCCCCAAUAAUGUGGAACCUGUUACAAAUCAUUUCAUUACACAGUGGCUUAAUGAUGUAGACUGUUUCUUGGGACUUCAUGACAGAAAAAUGUGUGUGCUAGGCCUGUGUGCAUUGAUUGACCUGGAACAUGUACCGCAGGUUUUAAAUCAGGUUUCGGGUCAGAUCUUGCCAGCUUUCAUACUUUUAUUUAAUGGGUUAAAAAGAGCAUAUGCUUGCCAUGCUGAACAUGAAAAUGACAGUGAUGAUGAUGAUGAUGAUGCUGAGGAAGAUGAAGACGCAGAACUGGGAAGUGAUGAAGAUGAUAUUGAUGAAGAUGGUCAAGAGUAUUUAGAGAUUUUGGCAAAACAGGCUGGAGAAGAUGGAGAUGAUGAGGAUUGGGAAGAUGAUGAUGCUGAAGAGACAGCACUGGAGGGAUAUUCAACUAUUAUUGAUGAUGAAGAUAACCCUGUUGAUGAAUAUCAAAUAUUUAAAGCAAUUUUUCAGACACUUCAGAAUCGUAACCCAGUAUGGUACCAAGCAUUGACACGUGGUCUUAAUGAAGAUCAAAGAAAACAAUUACAGGACAUAGCAACUUUAGCAGAUCAGCGAAGAGCUGCUCAGGAAUCCAAAAUGAUUGAAAAACAUGGUGGAUAUAAAUUCAGUGCUCCAGUUGUGCCAAGUUCAUUUAAUUUUGGUGGUCCAGCCCCAGGAAUGAAUUGAAUUAUCACUACUUUUCCUCCUACUGUGUGAUUGUAGUGAAGAGCUUGUGUUCCUCCCAAUAUAGUGGUUCCAGAACUGGUUCAUGUUAUCUACAGCUCACGCUAAAUGAAUUGGUAGAAAUUGAAUAUUUUAAAAAGAAAAAGCAACCCAGAAGUGGAACUUGAUCAUGCAACCUAAUACUGGAAAGAAGGUUUUAUGAAGAUAGGAAGAACCUGAAACUUGAGCUUCAAAUGACACUGUGGAUAUUGGAAAUUAAGAGGGGAUGUCUUGAAGGCAGCUUCCUUUCUAUGAAGAAAAUAGGCAUUGGCUGCAGGACUGUUGGAAAGGUCUCAUUUACAGUACACAAGCUUGAAGGCCAAUUUAAUUUUUACAACUGUGGGACUUGAGUAUUUGCCCAGUUUUCUUUUCUUCUCCCCAAUGGGUAUCUAUUCUUUUAAUGUACAUAAAGGCAAUUGGAUGGCCUUACUUAACAUUUCAUUAUUUCCAUUUAUCAAGAUUGUUCAUAUGUAGAAUAUCGGACACUUAUUGUAGCACUACAUAACUGAUAAAAUCUGUAAAUGAUUUAGCACUUUCAUAUUGAAACAAGCCUGCUAGCCUAUGUACAAAAUUAGCAAAAUGUUUGUUUAUAAAAAAAAAAAAAAGGAUGUUCUGGGGAAAAUUUCAGG